CCAGGCCCCACCUCCCGCGCCCAGCCCUUCCCGGAAGGGCGGCCCCUUCCCAGCCCGGCCUUCUCGGCGCGGCGGCGGCAGCAUGGAACGGUCGGAGGCCUACGGCUUCUCCGCGGUCAUGAGCGGCGCGUUCCUGCUGUCGUGCCUGCUGUUCGCGGCCGUCAAUCGCGGGCAGCGCGGACCCUACAUGGACGAGGCCUUCCACGUCCCGCAGGCACAGGCCUACUGCCAGGGACGCUUCCUGCAGUGGGACCCGAUGAUCACCACACUGCCGGGCUUGUACCUGGUGUCGGUGGGAAUAGUGAAGCCUGUGGCAUGGCUCUGUGGAUGGACGGGAAGCGUGGUGUGCUCUACAGGGAUGCUCAGGUUUAUUAACCUGCUUUUCAGUGCUGGGAACUUCUAUUUAUUGUAUUUACUUCUGUCCAAGAUCCAUCAGAAGAAUAAGGCAGCAGGUGGUCUUUGGAAGAUGUGAUUUAAGGAAGAAAGCACUUCAGUACCUAUAAAGAAUACAGCAAUGAAAAAACACUUCCCAGGGUCUCACCCUCAGCUGAAAGGAAACAUAAAAGUGCUGUUCCCACAUCUACACUGGCUACUAGAAAAAGAGCACAGGUACAUGAACCUGCCCUGGGACUCCAGACGUAGAAGGAAAAGAAUAAACCCUGAGGAGGAGGUCAGGAGUGCCCAGCGCCUGGGAGCAGCAUGAUUAUCCAUGGGGAAAGAGCCUGCACAGCCAGCACCGUGUGCCCCACUGUUUCACAGAAAGCUUCUUCUGAGGGACGGCCAUGGUGCUGGGUAUGAAAGAUGAGGUGUUGUUGUUGGUGUGUCCUAGUACCUCGGUGCUGCCAUCCGUAGCUCUCCAUCACUCAAUAGCCCUUCUGCUCUCCCCUGAGCCACUCAAUUCCAUUAGCAGCAUGUCUGGCAUUUGUCACCACACACCUUUCUUUUUCUUCUGGCAUAUAUAUAACCCCUGUUGGCCUUGAUACUGGUGUGACACGCAAACAAGUUACAUAAAGACUCUCCAGGUGCAUUUUCGCAUCUCACAAGUCCCCUAUAAUUCAUAGUCCAAUAUUUGAAGAGAGUGGCUGGAUUCAGCACUGAGUCAGAUCUCCUUUGAGAGGAUUAGAUCUUACAGUGGUACCCAUGCCCCAUUUUCAGUCCUCUCUACUGUCUUCCUAAACAAGAAUCCCUAUGUUUCUGGUUUGAACAUUUUGCUUUUGUUUUGAGGCUUAUUAAAAAUCGAGAGCCAGGUGGUAUCAGCAUGCGGGAACUGGGCACAUGCCUCUUCCACCAUGUGGUGCCACCAGCUGAAAAGGGGGAAAUACAGACUUUGCAGUUAUUUGACUCUGUUCACUGCUGAUUCCACUACCAGCUUGAAAAACUGCUUCUUUUCUGUGGUAUAGAGUGAAAUAGCCUGUGCACUAUGUGAGUUAUGUCAAAAACCUUACGAUGUUUUCCACAAUAGACUUGCAUGUAGGUGGUAAGCAAAGCCCAGUCUGCACAUGCUGAAGACUGGGCUGAUCCUGUUCCUCUUCACUGCUGUUCAGACUCAGCACAGAAAAAAUCAAAACAAAGAAAUGUUUCAGGGUGCGGUCGGGAAAUGUUGAGGCUUUCAGUGACUCAGCUGGAUCCUUAUCCCUGAUAAACUGCCUCUGAGAUCCUGAGGCUACUGGACCAUAGACCAAAGGAGCCAUUGAAACAAGGCUCUUUAUUGAGAUGUGUUUAUUUCCUCAGGUGUCUCUAUGCAUCAUUAGAACACAAAGUGUGAACAUAAUUCAUUCCCAGGUGCAUUUCAAGCAUGCUGUCCUGUCAAAGCAAUAUCAGCAACACGUGGACUGAACCUCCCUCCCCACCCCUGUCCGCUCCAGCAGAAGGAGGCUUGGUCCCUAGCAGUGGGAAGCUGGUAUGUGAAUUGUACAGAUCCAUCAGAAUAAACUGAUCGCAGUUGUUCCUCACCAGUUUAUCCCCCAAACAAAAGUAUUUUGAUUAUUUGAGUGUCAAGCAAUCAAAUGCUGUACCUCAGACACAGCUAUUCCAGGAGAUAAUUAGAAGCACAGAGGAGCAAACAAUAUGCCACAGAAACGAUCAUCGCAGUGUGAUCCAAAGGAUAACUUUGGUAAUGCAAGUGUUUCUUUGCUGGAUGACUCACAGAAAGAAGCAGGGGCUGGAGCUGCUGAAAAAGGAGCCUGCUCCAUGGGAACAUAGAGUGAAGGUCAAGGAUCAACUGUGUAAAACCGACUUUUUGUUUGACGUUAAUAAUCUUAAGGAAAUGGAUGGAGUGAGAGCAAAUGUCAGCUCCAGUAAUGACUAUGUAACUCUGGGACCGUAUAGAAAAGUGAUAGUCUAGCUCACAUGCUGCUGGUGGAAAUAAUGGGGAGAGGUGAGCUGAGAAUUCAAGCCUCACUUUAAUGUUUUCUUUUGAGCUUCUGAUUUAUCGAUGGGACAGAUAGCCCUCUAAUAUUUAACUCUCUGUAUUAGCAUAUAUAUAUAUAGCACAUAUAUAUAUAUGUAAUAUAGCAUAUAAAUACAGUACAUAUGCAUUUUUUACUGUUGUCUUUCAUCUGUGUAACUUCCCAAAGCUGUACAAAAACCAUCAUCUCAGCAGUACUGUCACUUAUUAAAGUUUUUGAAAGUAUAAAUGUCUAAUAGUUUUUAUGUGAAGGUCCAACUUUCAUGUUAUGGCAUUUAAUGCAAAACAUAAAUAUUUUAGAAUAAUAUACAUACUAUAUAAGAAUAUGCGCUAAGUUGUUAAAUUUUGCACAUACAUGUUGGUUUGGGCUGGGGUAGAGUUAAUUUCCUUCACAGUAGCCAGUAUGGGGCUAUGUUUUGGAUUUGUGCUGGAAUCAGUGCUGAUAACACAGGGGUGUUUGCUUUUACCUAUUUAAACUGCCUUUAUCUCAACCCAUGAGUUUUCUCACUUUUACCCUCUGGUUGUUUCUCCCAUCGCUCCAGGGGGGAGUGAACAAGAGGCUGUGUGGGGCUAAUGGCUGGCUGAGGUUAAACCACAGCAACCCUUUUUGUCACCCGACAUAGGGCUCCAGGGGUGUGAGAUAAUGACAGAUUUGAUUGGAAUGUGUUAGAUUGAAUUUACAGCUUUAUUGCUGUCUAGCUAUUAAUUGACAGGCUUCUGUGCUUGCCUU
This is a messenger RNA of Pezoporus occidentalis (night parrot), 3137 nucleotides long. It is a transcript of the gene ALG10, whose product is annotated as ALG10 alpha-1,2-glucosyltransferase. Gene Ontology annotation, molecular function: dolichyl pyrophosphate Glc2Man9GlcNAc2 alpha-1,2-glucosyltransferase activity. Gene Ontology annotation, cellular component: endoplasmic reticulum. The record is from RefSeq and is a predicted model, not a curated record. Gene Ontology annotation, biological process: protein N-linked glycosylation; dolichol-linked oligosaccharide biosynthetic process. Bases 83 to 472 code for a protein of 129 amino acids. Lineage: Eukaryota; Metazoa; Chordata; Aves; Psittaciformes; Psittacidae. The transcript is spliced from 3 exons.